This is a messenger RNA of Linum trigynum, 2829 nucleotides long. Lineage: Eukaryota; Viridiplantae; Streptophyta; Magnoliopsida; Malpighiales; Linaceae. The record is from the annotation of a GenBank genome assembly.
CUCAACAUUUAUCCCUAAUAACAAAUAUUUAUAACAAUAUUAACCAUAGGCCCAUAGCAAGUUUCUAUCAACAUCAUCAUGUCCCCACCUUUCUACAUAACAACUAAAUUCCAACCCCCAUCAAGGUGAAGAGAAAAUAGAUGUGAGCAGAUGAACAUUCUCAAGCAUGUAGGCAAAAAAGGUGGUAGCCUUUUUGGUUGAGGAUAUUGUGGCCAAAAUACAGGGUUGAAGAUGAGGGAAAUGGUCCAUACAUGCUACCAAUAGCUGUUGACUUCUGUAAUGCCUUCAACCAGAAAGUCACUCUUAUUUCUAUUCCAAGCAUCUCUAGCUAUAGAUGGCUUCUCAGAAAAAAGAAAUCACGAACUUGUACGGAAGAUGAAGAACGAACGAAUAAUUGUUUGGUUUACAAACUUGUCGCGGUGUAUGUGUCAUCCUAACAAAAGAUCAGAAACAGGAAGCAGUAGCCCAAUACAGCAGAAAGAGCAUGUCUGCAUCAGCAUGAACUCAUCCUGGUGUCAUCUUUUACUAAAAAGUUUAAAGCUUUACUUCCAGCUGGGUUAUCAAAAUUGUCAACGUUAAUACCAUGACAUAGGAGAGUUAGAUGGGGCAACUGCAUUGAAUCAGUGGAAUCAUAAGACCAAAUGAAGAACGCAGGUUGCCAGCUGACGUUGUUCUGCCAUCAGGGUGCCACCUUUCGCACGUCUGAUGGGAAAAACCUCAUGAGGAAGCUUGACAGAGACCAAAUGCAGAUGACUCCAAGGAAUUGCAGAACAUUCAAAAGUGUCCCAAGGGAGCUGCUUAUCUCCAAGUUAUGUGUGGUCAUCUCGGCCGCUUUCACUGUGUAUGAGAGAGCAGUCACCAGUUGGGCCGCCCUAUUCAGUUGAUGCAGUCGAUAAAGCUGACAAUAAGAAGGAUAUAUGGUUACUAGCCAAACGGACUGAAGUUCCACUAAGUGACAGACAAGUAUGUGACAAUGCAGCUGCUCAAAGACAACAGAAGUCCUAAAAAUGGAGCACCAGAAAUUGGCGCAGCUAUCCUUACCUGAAAAAUUAUAGGAAUCACUGGCCAGGAAGGCGACUUUCGAGAUCUAGCAUACUGUUCGAAUGCAAACUGGACAACAAUGCCAACUAAAUAUGGUGCGAGAGUGGCAGAAGCAGCAGGACCAGUCCACGGCCAGACCAAACCCAUGGUCACCAUAGGAACUAUAAGACUCAGAACCAACGUAGCAACAGAGGAUAUUCUGUGGGCCAGCUGAGGAGGAGAGACUGUGGUUUGAUUGCUUGGAUGGGAUUCUGAUUCAUCAUCAGGCCUUCUCACACGGUCAAUCAGCAGAAGGAAAACAGCGACACCGCAGUAGAAGAUCGCUUCUGUGAAAAACAGUAUGAGGAAAUCUGCAAAUAAAGGGGGAAAAAACAUUCUUUUCAUGAGACCUUGAAACAGUAAACAAGGGAACUAGGAAAGAGAAAGAAGUCAACUUUGUGCAACUAAUGGUGAGUUAAACCUUCAUGAAGAAGGAAUGAGAACUGCCAAUAAGUACUGGCCUUUAUCUCUGAGGAAUAUAUUUCAAUACGCCACUAAACUAGGCUAUAAUUUCUGAGCAAAAACAUUGUUUCCUCCAUAAAAUUCUCUAGCUACCAUCCUCUAAAUAACCAGAGUAUCACUCUUCAAGUUAAUGACCAAUAUCAUCUAUCAAAUUUAGACCUUAUCAGAAGGUACUGUGCUUCUCAUUUCCUAUUUCACCUUAGUCAGAUUGUAUGGAAUAAAAUAGCAUACUGGGAAAUUGACAUAAAGAACAAAUGAUAUCCAACAUCCAUGCAACUAAACAAUUAAAUUAAUCCUAAGAACAUCACUUAAACACUAAGCAAAUAAAAAUUCUUUCAUCCAGGCAUCUCAUCCUCCAUGGUAUCCAAAGAUGGAACCAACAGAAAUGGCCACGCUCCUUUUACUUUUCAAUGGAAGCAAACUGAAAAAGCGAAUUAUUAGAUCACCUCAUCAACAGAAACGAGUAUACCUGUGAGCAAAGAGUCCUCGAAUAUUAUGGAGAGUACUCUGCGCAAAUAGAUAGAAGGGAAAAUGAACGAAGCCACAAGGACAGCUGGACCAAGGAACCACAAUAGGCUGCUCUGAUUGUUUUGUGUAGAGCUAGAGGCAGAAACCGCAGCUUUUGGUUUAUAUUGAUGUCCAUUAAAUGAAACAAGACCCGGUUUUCCACCAGUUCCCUGAACAUCACUGAAUGAAGUGCUGGGGAUGGAUUUGGAUUCUGGAUUAGAAAGAGAGUGUUCUUGAUCGGUCACUUCAGGUUUAACCUCACCAUACUCUGACUGCUCUUGUGAAGUUGCAGAGAGCCUACUUCGGGUCCUCUUGACAUUUCUGUCAUUUUGCAGCCAGUAACUGAGAAAGGUUCUCGAGCUAACUGUUUGUAAGAAACAGGACAACAAUUAGAAGAUGCUCAGAAAUACAUAAAUGAAUUCAUCACUGUGCAAAAUCAUCAAGAAGAAAAAAAAAUUCACCAUCGUACAUUGAAAUUUAAUAGGCCUAAAAUUAAUAUCUUUGGACAGACUAACUAAAACCAGGUUAUUGCUUCAAUAGUCAAAUACCAAGCAUACACAAUUACACACUACUGAACACAAGUUCCAAAAAUGCUACCACGUAAAGCCUCACAUAGUCACAUAGAAGAGUUUGACAUAUUCAACAAUGGCAGUCGUCAUUGAAAUUCACCUGUAGCAUUUCGAUACUUCCGAGUUCCAAAGUGCAAGCUACCACAUGGUUCGGCUCCUGAGCUUAGCUGGACAAGAAAACACAAGUGUGAGAUAAAAUACUGGAAAACGU